CAGUUCGCACGCUGUACUUUUAACCAGCGUCGCUGACUGUUUACUUCAUGGUCCAGACUUGUGAAGUGAAAUAAUAUGUAGUGAUACGGAGUGUUGAUGUUUGUUAAACUCGCUCAGUUGCAUUGUAAUUAUUUGUUUUGAGCAAUAAUGGGGCGUGCGCAGAGUUGCAUCGUUGCCUCCCUCACUGUGUAUUUAGUUUAUGUUUACAUUUACCGUUCUCAUAAGCUGUUAAAAACAAAUGUACUCAGCAACGAGAGACUUCCAAGUUUAGUGUAUCUUUACAUCAAAUAUUUGGCCAAAGCUGCGACUCGGAGGACGGGCUACUUGUACACAGCAACUACAAAGAAGUGUGAAGUUGUUUACACGGUCCUGAACUGCAGGCUGGAGAUUCAACUGUUGAGGAGGUUCUGCAGUGCUGCAGGUUAUGGUUGGGAUUAUCCAGACAGUGAAUACAGAGACAUCCCACUAUGCUUCCCAGAGUUCCUCUGUGGCAGACUGCUGCUUAUGGUGCUAACUGAUGAAAAGUUAAGGCUCAGCCCAGCAGGUUUGGUUUGUGUGCGUCAGAGUUUGAAAACCCUUCAGCCAGUUGAUGAACUGAAGAAGGGUCCGUUCACGCUGCAGGUUCGAGUCCUGGAGUACCGGCAAAUUGAUGCAGAGGUGGAGGUGGACAUCUGUUUGUCUGCCACUUCUCGUUCUGGAUGCCCAGUGUGGGAGAGCGUCCUGACACUGCUCUCCAAAAACAAGCUCCACAAAGCCGGCAGAUGCUCCCCCAAGAAUGAAAACGAGACCCAACCAGAUGAGCCUGUGCCAGAAAAUAGGAAGCAGGUAGAGCUCAGAGUUCCCAGGACUACCGGCCUGCAGUGUUUAUGGUCCUUCUCUGACUACUUCCCCUGCCGGCUACUUUCUCUACCAGCCAGGCUCUUUGGCUACAGGUCGCAGACCGCACCAAGUCUCUGGAUGCUCUCUGUCUGCUUGGCUGAAAUAGAAAAGCACAAAGGGGUUGGAGUCAUCACAGCUCCUAUCAAUGUCACAGCCCAGUUUAAGGAGCCUCUGUUGGUACCAGGCAAAGUGGCGAUCGAGUUUUGGGAGACAACCAAAAACGGGGCUCAGUCUUCUGCCCAAGGCCUCAGCUUCCACAUGCAGCAACAUGGAAGCAGCAUAUCUCAUAUGACUGGAUUGAUUUCUAGGUGAUUGAUUAACAUAGAAGGCUGAUAUUUGUAGUUUUGUCAAAACAAAAUAAAAUGCUGGUUUUGUACUUA
Molecule: messenger RNA, 1259 nt
Organism: Siniperca chuatsi (mandarin fish)
Lineage: Eukaryota; Metazoa; Chordata; Actinopteri; Centrarchiformes; Sinipercidae
Exons: 5
Coding region: 148-1191 (347 amino acids)
Source: RefSeq, a predicted model, not a curated record